AGCCGUUUAGGCUCAGCCGCAGCCAGCCACUGAGGCCUCGCACGCGCCGCCCCCUGCCAAGGAGAGAUGGGCAACAGCAACUACUGCGGCUCCCGCGAGCAUGGCCCCCCCGAGGGCGCAAUCAUCCUCGAGGCGGACCUGGCCGUGGCGACGGUGUCCACCAAGCCCAUCGAGGGGCAGAAGCCCGGGACGUCGGGCCUGCGCAAGAAGACCAAGGUUUUCAUGGGUGAGAACUACCUGGCGAACUACGUCCAGAGCGUGUUCAACACGCUGAUCGACCUGAAGGUGCCGGUCAAGGGCGGCACCCUCGUGGUCUCGGGCGACGGGCGCUACUGGAACUCGGAGGCCAUCCAGAUCAUCAUCAAGAUGGCCUUCGCCAACGGGGUCAGCCGCGUCUGGUGCGGCACCGACGGCCUCCUCUCGACCCCUGCGACGUCUGCGGUCAUCCGGUGUCGCGGGAAGGGCAACGAGCCGUUCGGCGGGUUCAUCUGCUCCGCCUCGCACAACCCGGGCGGCAUCAACGACGACUUCGGCAUACAACUGCGAGAACGGCGGCCCCUCCCCGGAGAAGAUGACGGACCUCAUGGUGGAGUGGACCGCGAAGAUCACGGAGUACCGGCUCUGCGACAAGCUCCCGACCAUCGACCUCGCCAAGCCGGCCACCUACGUGCUGGGCGACAGGAGCGUCGAGGUCUUCGACUGCGUCGAGGACCACCUGGCGCUGCUGAAGCAGUGCUUCAACUUCACCCAGAUCAAGGCGAUGGUCACCCGCUCCGACUUCAGCAUCGUCUACGACUGCAUGAGCGGCGUGCAGGGGCCCUACGCUCGGAGGACUGAUCAUCGAGACGGAGCUCUGCGCGGCUCCUGGCUCGUGCACCAACGCCAUCCCGAAGGAG
Messenger RNA from Prorocentrum cordatum, 896 nucleotides. NCBI's taxonomy places the organism in Eukaryota, Dinophyceae, Prorocentrales, Prorocentraceae. The record is from the annotation of a GenBank genome assembly.